Molecule: messenger RNA, 4464 nt
Organism: Histoplasma mississippiense
Lineage: Eukaryota; Fungi; Ascomycota; Eurotiomycetes; Onygenales; Ajellomycetaceae
Exons: 4
Coding region: 1-4464 (1487 amino acids)
Biological process (GO): DNA integration
Molecular function (GO): nucleic acid binding
Source: RefSeq, a predicted model, not a curated record
AUGGCCUCUACCCGCAGCAUCCGCCGUACUCGUGCUACCGCCGAACCAGAAGCAACAAACACCAGUGAAGAAAACCGCGAAACGCGCACCCCUGCCACUGAAAGUGUGCAACAAGCAUCAACCUCUCCUAUGGAACCAGACUCUGAGCAUAGUUCAGAAGGGGACACCUCUUCUGAAGAUCUGAAUGCAAUUGAGGCCGAGAAGAUAGCUGUGACUAGGAGAAUUAAGAAGUUACAGGCUGAGAAGGAAUUGCGAGAACUCCAACACCGGUGCAAUACUUUACUGCAAGAAUUGGAUGAAACCAUCCCAGCCACCCGAAAUACACUCGAAGCGCAUCCGAACCAUGGUAGAGACGCAACUAGCGUGAAUUGUAACCGCGAAAACGCCACAAGCAUCCUCGGACCACCGGAGCCUACGCUACAAGCGCCCAACACCUUAGUGGAAAGCGCCGUGACUACUGUCAGUGGGAGACGUAGUCGGGUACCACUUUGGCAAUUAGAACUUCGAGAUCCCGGCAUGAGCGGUCACCCUCCUCGGAGAGAUGUGGAAAAGUUCCGAGGCCAAAGCAUGAAAGAAUUUGAAAACUUUGUUACAGCUGCUAUCGCUUUCCAUGCCAGUGAUCUUGAUUAUUACAACGAACACGACCAUCGGAAGGUCAUCGAAGCCGUCACUCAUUUCAAUGUCGAGAUGCAACAACAAGAGUUAAGCUAUGAUGCCACUCUUCACAAACUUGCAAUAGCAGAAUCAAAUCUGCCAGAAAGACGGAAGAAACUUAAAGAGAAGUCAAACUUCAGAAACCCUACUCAAAGCUUUAACAACAGAAAUAAUGCUGAACACAAAGGACUCAAAAAACGCUUAAAGCGCGCCAUUCAGCUCGCAAUGGCAACUAUAAGCGCGGAAAGUCGAUGCAAAAAUGCCUUAAGUUUCAAUGUCACAGUGGAAAUCACUACGCCUAAGAGUCUGCAAAAAGUGCUUGCACUAGUAGACUCUGGGUCAGAAGUGAACUGUGUCGAUGAAUUUUGGGCAAAAGACCACAAUCUAGAAGCUGCUCACCGCAAAACCAAGAUGGUCAAAUCGAUUGAUGGAUGCAUAAUGCGCUCCUUUGGAGAGUAUAACAUUGCAACCACUGUCACUGAUCACAAGGGUAAUGCACAGCAGACAUCUCAUUCCUUCCAUGCGAUGAAAAUGAAGGACUACAAUCUUGUGUUAGGAUUUCCUUGGUUAAAACAAACAAAUCCUCUUAUAGAUUGGUCAGAUGGACAAUUCUUCUUCAGAAGCUCUGGAGAUGAACAACAGCCUCAAAUUAUUUCUGAACAAGAUGUUUUAGCUGAAGUUCUCACCGGAGCCAGAGUAGGAAUGCUUGUAGUAUUACCUACAGAAUGUUCAAAAGACCCAAAGCAUGCUCCACGCGUAUUCUCGGCUGCAUAUUCGGACUUGCCGACCGGCCUACCCGAUUAUGUUAUGCCAUACGCGCAUAUCUUCUCAGAAGAAGCUGCUAUAAGCGCGCAAAGACCAGAAGAGGCGGAACACCGCAUAGAUCUCGAGCCUGGUGCGCGACCUCCAUUCAUGCCGAUAUACAACCUCUCUGAAACUGAGUUAGCUGCCCUAAGAGAAUAUUUAAAGAAUGCAUUAGACAAAGGGUGGAUACAACCGUCCAGUAGCCCGGCUGGUGCACCAAUUCUCUUUGUCCCCAAGAAAGAUGGUGGACUCCGUCUUUGUGUAGACUAUCGAGGGUUAAAUCGAAUCACCAUCAAGAACCGAUACCCUCUACCUUUAAUAAGUGAAUUACUUGACAGGCUCUCAAAAGCCAAGGUAUUCACUAAGCUGGACCUUCGAGAUGCCUACCACCGCAUACUUAUAGCGGCAAAAGACCGUUGGAAGACAGCCUUUAGAACGAGAUAUGGACAUUUUGAAUAUGUAGUUAUGCCAUUUGGAUUAGCUAAUGCUCCAGCGACAUUUCAAGCAUACAUUAACAAUGCCUUGUCUGAUUUGUUGGAUAUAUGUUGCGUUGUUUAUUUGGACGACAUUCUCAUAUUCUCCAAUUCAAAGCAGGAACAUAAAGUGCAUGUUACUAAGGUGCUAGAACGUCUCGAGCGUGCGAAUCUAUUUGCAAAACUCUCUAAAUCCCCAUUAUUCGAACUUACAAAAGGGAGCAAGAAAGGGGAAAGAAAAGCCACUUUUAUGUGGACAGAAAGUGCCCAAAGCGCUUUCAAUGAGCUCAAAUCGCGCUUUAUGCGUGCUCCUUUAUUAGCUCAUUUUGACCCAGCUCGGCGUAUUCAGAUUGAACCUGAUGCGUCCACUUUUGCAGUCGCUGCUAUCCUGUCACAAUUGCAGGAUGACGGGCACUGGCAUCCAGUUGCCUUCUGGUCAAGAAAGUUGAUUGAUGCGGAAACGCGUUAUGAUACUCAUGAUAAAGAACUCUUGGCUAUUGUAGCAGCAUUUAAGAAUUGGAGACACUAUCUGGAGGGAAGCCAGUAUCCAAUUCAAGUCUGGUCUGAUCAUGCCAAUCUGCAGUACUUUAUGACGACUAAGGAACUGAACAGACGUCAGGCCAGAUGGGCGGAAGCUUUAUCUGCUUAUGAUUUUGUAUUACUGCACCGCCCUGGAUCAAAGAAUCCAGCUGAUGGGCCCAGUCGUCGCGCAGACUACAGUGAGGCCUAUAAUGGCCAAACUAUGUUACCUACCCUGCAACAGAAACUGAAACAUGGAGUUAAGCUAGGCUGGGAAGCUGAUACUUCUUUUCAAAAUGAUAUUUCUUCUGAUGUAGUCUGUGCACGGGUCUCUAAUGAGCAAAAUGCUCCUUUUAAUGAGCGAAAAGCGCUCCAUACGUCGACGUCUUAUACCUCUCGCGUAAACUCUUCCCCUCUGAUGCGCGUUGAGCAAUAUAUGCCCCGGAUUGCAGUCAAUAAGGCUAUUCUUGGGGACUCAGCAUAUACAGAAAUGCCUGAAUCCUUCACCUCAUUUCUGAGUAAAGCACAGAAGAUUGAUUCUUUUGCUGCUGAGCAAAGAGAGAAGGUAAAAGAGAAGGGUAUGACUGUUGCUGAAAAUAUGCUAUGGACAAUUUCUGAGGAUGAUAUAUUGCGUGCUGAUGGUCGCGCAUAUGUCCCUCAACAAAAGGCACUCAUUGAUGAAAUUAUCAGUGCAAACCAUGAUGAUCCGCAGGGGGGUCACUUUGGUAUAAAAAAGUCCAUAGACAGCAUCCAGGACAAAUACUAUUGGCAUGGGCUAGUCAGGGAUGUCAAAGAUUAUAUAUCCACUUGUGAUACUUGUCAAAGAGUUAAGCCAAAACGGCACAGACAAUAUGGAGAGUUGGGUAUAAUUCCCUUACCAUCAAAUCCUUUUGAAUCCAUUACUAUGGAUUUUAUUACAGGCUUGCCAGCCUCUACAUUCCUCCACCAAACCUACGAUGCGAUUUUAGUGAUUGUGGAUAUAUAUACCAAGUUUACGAUCUAUAUUCCUUGCACCAAAAACAUUACAGCGGAUGAGCUAGCGGAAAUCGUUUAUACCAAGUUCUAUACAAUUUACGGAGUACCUAAAAACCAUAUAUCCGAUCGAGGUUCGCUGUUUACAAGCCAUUACUGGUCCACCUUUUGUUACAUGCUAGGCGCACGCCGGAAACUUUCGACAGCCUUUCACCCUCAAACAGAUGGCCAAACGGAACGACAGAAUCAAACCUUGGAACAUUAUCUCCGAUGCUUUGUCAACUAUCAUCAAGAUGACUGGGCACGCUGGCUACCACUAGCACAGUUUGUUUACAAUACCUCUCAACAUGCCUCUACUGGAAUGGCACCCGCGGAAGCCUUAAUGGGAUAUCGACCUGAUUUGAAAAUUAACGUCAGCAAACCACCACAACCGGUUGCCAUACAUGCUGCUAGCCGCGCGAAACAUAUUGAGGAAACACGCCACAAGCUCAUCGAGAACCUACAAAAAGCACGACAAGCACAGAAAAUCUAUUACGAUGCAAAACAUAAGCCUCAACAAUUUAAAAUAGGUGACUACGUCAUGCUCAAUGCAAAAAACCUCCGAUUACUACGCCCGGUUCGUAAACUCGACCAUAAAUAUGUUGGACCCUUCAAGAUUCUGAAUACCAUCGGAAAACAAGCGUACAAACUGGAACUGCCACCUUCAUAUAGAAACAUCCAUCCUGUAUUCCAUGUUUCUUUAUUGGAGCCAUACAACCGCAGGAAUGGAGCUUUACCAGAACCAGGACCGGAACUUGUCGACGGCGAAGAAGAAUACCAAGUUGAGGAAAUUCUUGAAAAACGACAACGAAAAAACAAACCUCCGGAAUAUCUUGUGAGAUGGACAGGUUGGGGACCUAGUGGUGAUACAUGGGAACCGGAAGAAAACAUAUUAAACACUCAGGCAUUCGAAAUCUUCCUUGAACAAGAAAAUGAACGACAAAUACAAAACCAACAUACUCCCAAACGCCAAAAGCGCGAAUCUCAAGUUGAAAAACGCUAG